Protobothrops mucrosquamatus (brown spotted pit viper) is the source of this 3753-nucleotide messenger RNA. RefSeq names its product zinc finger CCCH-type containing 11A (gene ZC3H11A). Lineage: Eukaryota; Metazoa; Chordata; Lepidosauria; Squamata; Viperidae. The record is from RefSeq and is a predicted model, not a curated record. Gene Ontology annotation, molecular function: metal ion binding. The coding region runs from base 1190 to 3565 and encodes 791 amino acids. The transcript has 18 exons.
UUUCUAUAUUAUAUCAUAUUGAAAACUUAGUGUGAAAACAUGCCUAUUUUUAUAGGCUGUUUCUGACAGUAGAGUACAAAAGGAAUUUAUAAGUGAUUAGUGCUAUCCUUGCAUAUGAGCCUUGUUCAGCCCUUUGAGAUGGUUGGAUAUUUCUGAUAAGUCUGUUGCUCUUCCCCUUUAAAACAUGCAAAAAGGGUUUUAUAACAAACACCACUUUUGGUUUAUGGAUGGAAAUGGAUGCAUAUUUAAGUGUUUUUUGGCUACCUAGAUUCUUGUUUCAAGGAAUAACCUCUGUAGGCUCCUGUGCAAAUGCAUGAAUAUCUAUUUAGAGAUCAGUUGACUUGAAAGGAACCUACUCCAAGGUGCAUAUAGAGUUAAAAUUCUCAAAUGUGGAUGCUAUAAAUAAUUUUUAGAGGUAGUCUGAUAUAUAAAAACGUUAUUGUAAUCAAAUCUCCCCCAUCAGAAGGGCUGUUAAGAUUUGCUGCCCUUGGCAAGUGUUGUAAUUGAGGAAAGAUUUAAUUAGUUGCAAUAAUUAUCAAAGUAUAAAAACAGUUUUAGGCAACUUAAAUUGAUAAAUACUGUCCUAUAUAUUGGUAGGGAUAGCUGAGAAAUUGGAUACCAGUGCUUUCAAGACAACAAAUCUCUCCAAGAAACAAGGUGAAGAGAUCUUGAAGACCAGAAAUUGAAAUACUCUUUUAAUUAAUAAAAAAAAAAAAAGUAAAAUUCCCUGGCUGUGGAAGACGGAUCUUCUUUGCAGCCGGUUUGAAACAGAAGUUCCUCUUUGAAUGAACUAUUUAUUUUGAAGAGGCAAUUAACCACUGUUUCCAGCUUUCCUGGCUAUUCAAAUGGACUUACUUUCUCCAGUAGUUGUAAUUCACCCUUUAUCUGAAUUUUGAAUGAGGAUGCGAUUUGUGUCCUUGACAAUGUGAGGAAGAAAAAUCUUUCUAUCCCGUUGCUAUUUUAUGGAUUGAGUGUUGAUUCGACCUACAGGAGAAAAAUAACUGGAAGCUUUUGAAGAUCGUAUCUGCUGAUCAUACCAAGGAUUAUAUUUUAAAGAAGAUAUUGAUAAUCCUGUAUAGAAGAUUGUGCCAUUUUAAACAUCAGUGUGAUUAACCAUCACUGAAAAAUAACAAAAUUGUAUUCAGCCAUUUGUUUCUACACCUUAAGCUUGAAGGAAAUUAAUUUGAAUAUGUCUAACCAAGGAGAUGAUUGUUAUUUCUAUUUCUACUCUACUUGUACCAAGGGGGAUAGUUGCCCUUUUCGUCACUGUGAAGCUGCCCUUGGAAAUGAAACUGUGUGUGUGCUCUGGCAGGAAGGUCGAUGCUUCAGGAGUAUCUGCCGCUUUAGACACAUGGAGAUUGAUAAAAAGCGCAGCGAAAUACCAUGCUAUUGGGAGAAUCAGCCAUUGGGCUGUCAGAAAUUGAACUGUGCUUUCCACCACAACAAGGGACGUUUUGUGGAUGGGCUUUUCUUACCUCCAAGCAAGACUGUUCUUGCAAAUGUGCCUGAGUCUCCAGAAGAGGAGAUGAAGACUACACAACAAAACAAGCUUUCUGUUCAGUCCAACCCAUCACCUCAGUUGCGUGGAGUGAUGAAGGUGGAAAACUCUGAAAAUGUUCCCAGUCCCACACAUCCACCUGUUGUUAUUAAUGCAGCAGAUGAUGAUGAAGAUGAUGAUGAUCAAUUAUCUGAAGAAGGUGAUGAAUCUAAAAUGCCUGCUCAACAACCAUCUACAGAAAGUCCAAAUGGACUGCGGGUAAUUUCUACUCGGAAAUCAGUGACUAGUGCAAAUCAAGAUAAAGAUAAAAGUUUGAAUUUUGGAAUCAAGACUCUUGAAGAAAUAAAAUCAAAAAAAAUGAAAGAAAAGUCAAAGCAGCAAAAUGACAUUCCUUCUGAAAUGAUUGCUCAACCAAGCCCAGAGAAAGAAAAUGCACGGACUGUGGUCAGAACUGUAACUUUAUCUACGAGGCAAGGUGAGGAGCCUCGGAUUCGAUUAACUGUUUCAGAGAGAUUGGGGAAAAGGAAAUCUACCAUGGUCACUGAGACUGGAAUUCCAUUAAAGCGUAGCCUUGCUGAUAGAUUGGGGAAAAAAAUGGAUUCACUUGAAACUACAGAAAAAACACCAAAAAGAGUUCAAGUUCCCAGGUCUCUUAAAGAAAGGCUGGGAUUACCAUCUGAGCAAAGCAAUAUGGAAACAGAGUCUGCUGCCAAACCAACUGGUGAGAUCUAUGUUAAAACACUUGAAGAAAUUCGCUUGGAGAAAGCUAGCCAAAAAAAGGGAGAAAUGCACCCCAAACCAAAAGUUGAAGUGGCUUGUAUAACAAAUCCCAAUGCAGUGUCAAAAACUACAGUACGGAUCAAAACCUUUUCUGAAGUCUUGGCUGAGAAAAAACAAAAGGAAAUGGAAGAGGAGCGAAUAAAAACGGAAAAAGAGACCUUUUCCAAACCAAAGCAUGAGUGUGAAUCUCAGAAGGAAGGAUUUCUGGGAACCACUGUAUCUAAAAAAAGAAAAUUGGAAGAGUCUUCUGUCAAAGCCAAAGACUUUAUGGAAGUGCACAUCAAAACUCUGGAGGAAAUCAAGCAGGAGAAAGCUCACCGCAUGCUGCAAUGUUCGGAAAGCACAUCAAAGACACAGAUACAAUCUGAACGAACUAUAACUGGGAGGAGAAUGUUGUAUGUUACAAAAUUGACAGCUCCUGAAAAGGAAGAAAAAACUCUGGUAUUGAGGUCUUCUCCAAGAAUUUCUACAGGAGACAUUGCUACAAAGCCUUUGAAUGAUAGUGUGAGUAAUUCACAUUCUAAAGUCUAUGUGAAGAGCUUAGAAGAAAUAAGGAAGGAGAAGCAACGGUUAAAGCAGCAGCAACAACAAGAGGAAAAGCCCCAGGAACUACAAAUGAAUGUGACACUUGCUGGGGAAGAAAUAGCAGAAGCAAAAAUGCCAGAAGUGACUACAAACUCUGAAUCCCCAGUGACUAUGAGGAAAACCCGUCCACUUUCCAAAAGAUUGUUGGUGAGAUCUCAGGAGGGAACAUCAGAAGGCCUGAGACUUUGCCCUCAGAGUGCAGAACCAAAAACUAAGGUCAAACCCAAGAUGAAUGUGAAACCAUCUGGAGUGAAACCCAUUUCCCCAGCAAAGCAGACACUGAAGCAAAAAAUAUCAGAGAGUCAUCCCUCUGUUGUUGCUGCAGUGAAACCUCUGAGCCCUAUCACAAGCACAGAAAUGAAAAACUUUGCUUCUGAAAACACAGUUCUGGGAAGCACCCAAGAUCAUUCAAAUGAUAGUAUAACCACUAUGCCUAAGAAGGUGGAUUAUAACAGCUCUGACCAGGUUGCCUCCACGUUGCAAGCAGAGAUAGCAAACCCAAGUUCUUCCCGUGCAGCAGUAACAAAGACCCGCAGACUGAGCUCAACAGGAACUGGGAAGAUUCAAUCUUCAGUUGAAGAUGAUUUUGAUACGCUGAUUUGGGAAAUCUCAGGAGGCAAACUGGAAGCAGAGAUUGAUUUAGAUCCAGGAAAAGAUGAGGAUGAGCUCCUGCUUGAACUCUCUGAGAUGAUUGACAGUUGAUUUGCUACACAGCUUCAUUUUGAGAGAAAAUAAAAGCUAUAUGUUUUGUUGGAUUACCCUUUCUAGUAAGGAGAUAUGACAAGUCUUAAAGUACACUUGAAACUGCUUGAAGAACUUGGCUGCAUUAGUUUAUUUUGAAUUACCCUGCUGGUCAGAGAUAUGUCCCAACUAUCGCGCAUUUUAAAUAU